UGGAUAAUUAAUUGAACAUGAUCCUAACAAAAUUUUAUACAAGAUUAAGAUCCGUUAUUUUUUUUACUCUUAUCUACCUGCGAUGUACGUAUAAUUCGCGAAUGAAUAUGAAGAGGCACCUAUGAUAAAAAAUUUGAAUUCGCUUUAAAUCCACCAAAACCUGAAGCUGAUCUCGAAAACGGCCUAUUUUUAAUGGAAUCUAUCGAUAAUAAAUCCAAGGAUUACAAGAUAGACGAUGUAGUCAAUAAAAAAUUUCCAUACAUUAUUAAUACGUAUCCCAACAUACCCAACUCUAACGAGUACUACAUCGAUUACACGUCGUAUGACACAAACAGAGAUGAGGACAAUAAAACGAACCCUUACAAAUUUUCUAAAUGUCAUCAAUUAGCAGACCCGUUAAUAUCGACCUGUGUUAAUUUGGGUGUUUUUCCCCACACUACUUCGUUGCCUCAAAAGUUAUGUAAUUCUAGCAUGCCCCUUUUUAAAAACAUCGAAGUUCAGUCAAAAUCGAAUCAACAGCUUUCCGAGCAUAUCUCUCUUAAGGACAGCAACGCGAGCUUAUUACAGCCUAAUAAUCGAUUUAAUGAUAAUAAUUAUAACGAUAGAAUUACUAGGAAGAAUAUUGUUUACGAAAACGAGGAUAACAUAAAACUCAAUAAAAACGUACUAUGGCCCACGGGAAAUAAUUGGGGUUUUAAUGAAAUCGAUAAAUAUAUUGAAAAUAAUAAAGAGAUCAUAAGUGUGUAUUCGACGAACCAGGCUGAUAAUGAAUCCUCCCCAAAUCACAACAUUAGAAUCUCACCGAAAACCACCGCCAUAUGCAAAAUAAAAUCCUGCAGCAAUAUCACGGAGAACCAUUCAUUCGACAGGGACGCGAAUAGAGAUAACUCCCUAAUUUUAACCACUACAUCUGCUCACGCAAAAAACAUUUCUCCUACUCAUUAUUGCCAUCAUCAAAGUAGUCAUUCUGUUCCCGCGUUCGCUGGCGAGAAGCAAGAUCCGUAUUUCGCAUACGGAGAUAACCACGGAUUCUUUAAAACGAUCCCAAACAACGCGCAAAGCCCGUCUCGUUUAUAUCCCACCUAUGACAAUGAAAAGACACCCACGAAUAUUUUAAUCGAUAAAAACAUGAAACGUUUCAAUUACGAUGAGGGUUCUUCUUACUACGCUAAUAGACUUUUAGCGGAUAAUAUAAAAUUUUUCGAUAAAAUAUUAUACAAAGACAAAUUUUAUUCUAAUUUAAUUCCCGAUAUACACAACUCUCCGGUAAAGUACAAAAAAUAUAUAUGCACAAAUUCACCCAUAUCAAGAAACAAAGAUGACACCUUAACCGAUACAGAGGUUCUGUUAAAAGGAUCUUCCGAUCAAACUAAUGACUUUCUCAAUGUAUACACCUACCCAAACACUACACAAAAUUUCCUUUCGACCCAUGCCGUUUUGACCCAAUCAUCGUCUUGUCGAUCCAAUUCACCUGCUAAAAUGUCGACGAACGAGGAUAAAAAAUCUACCGGUUGCGUCUCAUUCUCAUCGGUCGGCUCCUCAUUCAGCCCCAAAUUAUCUUUCAUGAGGAAUAAGCUAUCACGUCUUUCCCUCAAAGACCGUAAUGCAUUAAACACCUCCGCGAUUCUUAAAAGUGAUACAUGCCAGGAGCACAAGUUCAAAUACCGAAACGUCAAAAAAAAUUCAUGUACCAUAUUGAUAAACGAUGUCCCUUUAAAUGCAAGUUAUAAAAAUGAUCGGAAUAAAGAUUUUUCGUCAAACAACGCAUGCCCUAUUACCUCUUCCCCGUCCUCGGAUUCGAUUUUAUUCGUAUCGUCCCCCUCAUCAUCUUCCUCGUCCGUGUCAACACACCAACGCAAAUUUUCGAACCAUAAAUUUAGCACGCUUAUUCCAUAUUCCAAAUUUUUGUUUCCGUUUCGCUCAAGCGCCAAGCGUAAAAAUGGAAUACAAACUGAUAAAUCCAUCAACGAAUCUAUGGAGAGAGACGCGAUAAAUAAAAAUGACGCUUACGAUACCAACAGGCGUAGGUCUUGUUCUGCUGAAAACAUAAAUUUUCAAGUUGACCAUGAUUCAAAUAAAUCGCCGAUAAUUUUACCAGAAUCCUUAACUAAUCUUUGCCCAUCUUCUGGACCUUUAUUAUCGGAGUCUUAUCAUUCAGGCGAAAAUCUCGAUUUUCCAGCAGUUAAACGACGAAUCAAUAAAGAUUCAAAAACUAAUACCAUAGAUUCCGAUGCUCAACCGGUUUCCAAGUAUACUUCAUUGACUUCGGGCAGCAACAACUCGGAUAGCAAUGUAUCUUUAUCUCGAAACCUAUUAAACAGUCAUAAAAAAUUAUCGAUGUGUACACAGAAAUCAUACGAUAUACUAUCGAGUAAAAAUAUUCAUAAACCCAUUUCCCAUUCUUCAUCUUGCGAAAGGUCCCUCAAUUUCAAAAAGAAAAACUCUAUUCUUAAAAUUGGCCACUUCGAUAAAAGUUAUUUCGAACACCUUGAUGCCCAAAGCGUGGUGGCAAUAUACAUUUUAUACAUCAAAUCUCUUCGAUUUUUGGCCAACAACAAAGAUGGCAAAAACUUUGCGGGAUCCUCCACCAAUCGAUUAACUUCCCUGCAAAAUAAUUUCAUGAAAGGCAACGUGCGUCCAUUUCGCACCAAGGACAAGACAGAAUCAGCGGGCGACCCAUCCUGCAAUUCCAAUAAUAAUUGCCUUAACUAUAGGAAGUGGUGCUCAACUUCCAACAAUCAUCAAGAUAUGUUUACUCGUAAAACUGUAUUCACGGGAGCCUCAGCCGCUCUAGCUGCCACUACCUUCUUACUCAAACACCAAAGCCCCUGCAAUGACCGCACCAGUGAUAACCUUAUAAACACCGACGAUCGAAAUUCUAUGUCAAACGAAUCGAGCCAAGAUUCGCUCGAUUAUAAGGCGAGGAAUAAAAUAUUUUUCACAGAUAGGAAACUGUCUGGGACUUUAGAUAUCGGGGACGGAAGAGGAAAUGAGCUCGUCGAAAAUUGCGCCUAUUUUCGCAAUGAAAUUGGUGGCGAAUCCUUUGAAUGCCUAGACUUGGUCAGUUUCCGGUACCUCAGUAAAAAAUACCUUUCUCAAUCGAAGGAUAGAACUCUCACCCGCGAUAAAACUGAGUCAGAUAAUUGUGGCGAUUCGAGGGUAUAUCAAAAUUAUUGUGGUAGUGGCAAUCGACAUCAUCGCGUAGAGAAUUUUUGUCAUUAUUAUGAUACCAUCUCAUCCCAUUCUUCACUGUCCUCAUCUUCCAUUUCAUCCCGAUUCUCUGCAUCUCAAAUUAAAGCGACGCCCCGCACAUCAAUACUUUUAUCUCCUUUGACUAGGCAACCAAUUUGCAAUGGUAUUUCCGUGUUAGAUUUUAGGAAGCACGCCCCGCAAUUAUGCGACAAAAUCGUGAUAGAUAUUGUAUCCACCGGAAUGGGUAAUAAUCAAAUUAUGGGAAACAUGACAGCUCUCAAUAUCAAAAACAAAAGCAUGAUGGGCUUUAACGAAAUACAUAGUAAAUCCGGUUACAUAAUUGAAAAUUGGGACUCUGGCGCUUAUUUUUACCGUAUCUAUUUUUUAGGAAGAGAACAUUCCAAUUAUUUCGGAAUUGAUGAAAAUUUCGGCCCAAUCGCAGUUAGUUUAGUUCGAAAUAGUGUACCUGCCCAAGCUAUUAACCCAGACUCUAAUCACAUUAAUUCCGAAAUGUUUAAUUACUAUAUCAUCAUGAGAACAAAUCAAUUGUGCUCAAUCAAAGGAAGCGUUGCCGAAGAAAUUAUACCAACAAACAAUAAACAAUGUAUCGUUUCGCAUAAAGAUGUAAUUGAGUAUGUUUGCCCCUUUAUCAAUAUCAAUUGUCUCAAAUUAUGGGAUUAUGUUAUUAAUUCAGCUAAAAUCGAAGAAAAGCUCAUAAGGUUCGAUGAACAAUUGAUUAAAAGAAAUUAUAAAAUUGGAGUACUCUAUUGCAAAUCUGGUCAAACAACUGAAGAGGAAAUGUAUAAUAAUGAAACAACUAGCUCUUACUUUGAACAAUUCUUAAAACUCUUAGGGGAUAAGGUACUACUCAAGGGGUUUGAUAAAUACAAGGGUGAAUUGGAUACCAAAACUGAAUCAACGGGUCUUUAUUCGCUAUAUACGUCGAUCCCUCCCGACGUGCAAGUUAUGUUUCAUGUAUCAACUUUGCUCCCAUUCACUCCCAAUAAUCGACAACAGUUACCCCGCAAGAGGCAUAUUGGCAAUGACGUCGUUACUAUAGUAUUCCAAGACCCGCCAGCUGACUACACCUUACCUUCCAAUUCUCAAUCACAUUCCUCUACUUCAAACUCAAGGUUAACUACAUCUACCCAAGUUGCACUUUCUUCUACUCCUUUCUCCCCCAAACGCAUACGUUCUCACUUUCAACACGUUUUCUUGGUAGUGAAGCCGAUACUCUCAUUUAGUAAUGAUCGCCCCAUUGGUUACUGUGGUGAAACAUUUCCCAGUUACAAAAUGGCAGUAUCGAGGUCAAAGGAUGUAGAACCAUUUGGGCCACUUUUACCUGAUGAUGGAAUAUUUGACGAUCCUACGGAUUUUCGAAACUUUUUACUCGCUAAAUGUAUAAACGCGGAUAAUUCAGCUCAAAAAUCGGAGAAAUUUGCUACCAUGGCAACUCGAGCUAGGCUUGAAUGUUUGAAAGAUUUGUCAUUAAACCAUUCAUCCAAUGUUUGUAUCAGCGACGUUGCCCAAAAAGAGCUGUUUACCAACAAUGAGGAAAUUGGCCCCACUUCAGCUAAUUUUAACAACAUAUUUUACAAACUCUCACUUAUGGGUUCCGCUGUUAUAAAGAAGCGUGAUAUCAAAUUUAUGAUUAAUAAUAACAAAUUCCCUCAACAGUUGAAACCUUAUCUUGUUUCAUCUGGAGCUCUUUACUGGCCUCUAAAGGGGGUUAAGAAUUAUUGCCUAAAGAAGAAUAACAAUGUCAAAAAAGUUAGCGAAAUUACGGCAGAUCGAAACAAUGAAAAUUAUCAUUUCGUGAAUAAAAGUAAUAAUAGGGUUAAUAGCGAAGGGGAUAAUAGGGUCCAAAAGCAGGGAUCGGUAACCCAUUUGAUGGCUCUAUCCAAUGACGUGUGCUGCCUGUUAGAGGUUCACAUUGAUGCAUUUAAUCAAAAUAAUCGUAUAACUUGCAAUGUUUUUGAGAAUUAUGAAGAUAACACUGACUCCAAUAGUUUACUAAAUAUCGAGCAUCCUAGGAUAGUAUUUGCAAUACCAACGUGUAGCAUAAUUGGUUGGAAAAUUCUUCUCGAAGAUUGUAGCCUCACAAUAUACUUUAACGAAGGCAACUCUGUUGUUGUUUAUUAUGACGAAAAAGUUAUAAAUAUUGGUCAUAUAUCUCAAAGAUUAAAACAGAUAUCCCUUGGAAAACAAGUCUCUUUUUUUGAGAUACAAAAGGAUAACAAGGAAUCUCAAUUAGGUUUUUAUAUCGAGAAAGGCGGCUACAUUACGGAUAUAGAAAUGGGCGGUCUAGCAUGGAAUAUGGGGCUGCGUAAAGGGUUCAGAAUUGUUGAAAUUUGUGACAAGUUCGUAGUUACAAUGAAAUUAAACAGAAUACUAAACUUGCUUAAAAAGAUGAAGAUAAUAAAAAUAGUAGCUAUACCUCCUUUAGCAGAUGGUACCGCGAUAAAGUCAUGCCAAAAUUUAACGUGUAAUUUAUCCCCUUUGCAUUCCAGAUGUAUAAGGUUAAAUUUUGAAGAUGCAGGUUAUAUGAUGGACAAUCUAAGUCAAAACUCAAUAACAAUUCAAAAUCAAAACAUUCCAGAUGCAUAUGAAAAUCUAGCAAUUGAUCCAGUUACCCUCAAAUUUGAUAAAUUCCUUUCCGGUUAUUUGAAACAAAUUUAUAUCGCAGUUCGUUCCGGUUUGGAAAUUCAUAUCGCAGAUACUCCAUUAUCAACAGCCUUUAAACCAAUAAAACAUUCACCUUUGCAAAAAUGCAUCUCUAGUAUUUGCCCACACCCAUCAUUUGCUGUACCUAACCUUAAUAAUUUAGGUCAUAGAAAUUCUAUGGACUCUUGCAUCAUUAGUUCCGAAUACAGCUCUUUAAAUUGCAAUAAUAACAACAAUAAAAAGCUUACACCGAUAGGAAGUGAAAAAAUGGUCAAAAUGACCAAUAACCAACGAUACAAUACCUUCCCCGACAAAUCAUUAAUCUCUUUGAGGGAUUUUACCAAUGGAUCUGGAUUGUUAAAUUUGGAAGGACACCUUCGGAAAUUGAUUGAUUUUGAUGAGACCCCCACUUUGGAUAAAUCAGCUUGUUUAUUACAAAAGCCAUUCUUAUCAAAAAAACCAUUACCCGAUUCAACUGUAACUUCUCAAUAUAAUCACAAAAUUGACGUCACAAACUCAGUUCUAAAGAAUGUCAGUUGGGAGGAGCAAGAUUGGAAUUCUUUGGUUGAAACUACGACUAAUGCUAUUAAAAUGUGCGAAGAUAAUCCCAAGUCAAGUAAAGGCACAAACUUUGAUCGCGCAAAUGAAAUAUACGACGAUAUAAAUUUUAGUAAUUUAUUGUGUGAUGAAAAAAUUAAUAUAAUACAAAAUUUGAAAAACAAAUGCCAAAAAUUAGAAAUCAAAUCCGAAAAAGAAUCUCAAUUUAUUAAAGCACUUAUCAAUGAAAACGAAAAAUUAAAACGAAAAUUGCUUGAUCGAUUGGAAGAAAAAUGAACAUUUUUGUCGCCCACAAUGCAUCAAAGAGUUGCAGAAAUUGGCAACCAAAAAUAAUAUUAUAUUUAAAUCAAAAUCUUCCUUUUAAAAAUCUUAUUCCAGCAUUUAUAAAUAGCUGACAUAAAUAAUUAAGUUUAAUUAAUUAUAAAAUAUUAUUAAAUACGCUAUUGUUAUAUUUUAGUUCUCAGGAUUAUUAAAUUUAUGUUCUCAAUAACAAUAAGAUUAAGAUUUUUAUAUGAUAAAUUUCAUUACAAGUUGUAUAAUAUGAGUUCUGACAUGAAUAUUUAAAUUUUUUUUCAAAAGUAUCUUUAUUGGUUAUGUAUGAGUAUGAUUUUACUGUUUAAAACAUUUUUUUAAAUAAAAUAUUAGGCUUCGAUUUUUAAUUACAACAUAAACAUUUAUAAACAUCAUGCUAAUUUUUAAGGUCGUUUUUUUACAACACUACAAUGAAUAUGUUGUUAAUAUAUAUUUUUUAAAUUUUUAUUUAUUUAACUAAUUUUUUGUAAACUUAUAUUAAAAUAUAUUUUAAUAAUUAUAUUUUUUUAUAUACCACACCACAUGUAUAAAUAAAUUUAAUAAUUAUGAUUGA
Molecule: messenger RNA, 7279 nt
Organism: Gordionus sp. m RMFG-2023
Lineage: Eukaryota; Metazoa; Nematomorpha; Gordioida; Chordodea; Parachordodidae
Exons: 22
Coding region: 193-6690 (2165 amino acids)
Biological process (GO): regulation of small GTPase mediated signal transduction; activation of GTPase activity
Cellular component (GO): cytoplasm
Molecular function (GO): protein binding; GTPase activator activity
Source: RefSeq, a predicted model, not a curated record